CAGUGAGUUUGCACACAUGCCAGGAUCCUCCACUGUACCUGAGCACUUCACUCCACGCAGCGACCACCCACGCUGGGAUCCAGCGCGCGCGAGACACGGACAGAGUGGAAGGAACCCAGUGCUUUCCACAGCUGCACAGCUCCUUAGAGUCUCUCUCUUCAUCAUCAUCAUCAUCAUCAUCAUCAUCAUCAUCACAGUCUCUUCAAGCCAGUUAGAUCAUGAACCUGCUCUUUUCUGGUUGCUAAGGAGGGGAAAUCGAGCUCCGAGGAGUGGACGAGGCGGUACUUGGACUACUAAGAGAGAAAAAGAGAGAUCAAGAGACCAAGAAUGGCUCAGGCCUCUCAGGACCAAGGUGCAGUGGGCGUGGCUGACCCAGAUGACGACUCACCCAACAUGAUUGCUUACAGGAAGAUUGAGGACAUUAUCACACGCCUCCAAGAUGAAACUGAAGGUGUGCCAGUCAGAACGGUCAAGAGCUUCCUGUCCAAGAUUCCCAGCGUUGUUACAGGUUCAGACAUUGUUCAGUGGAUGAUGAAGAAUCUCAACAUAGAUGAUCCUGUGGAGGCCAUACACAUCGGCAGCCUGAUCGCUGCCCAAGGCUACAUAUUCCCCAUCUCUGAUCAUGUUCUCACCCUCAAGGAUGAUGGGACAUUUUACCGCUUUCAGGCUCCAUACUUUUGGCCCUCUAAUUGCUGGGAACCAGAGAACACAGACUAUGCCAUCUAUCUGUGCAAGCGGACCAUGCAGAACAAGACCCGGCUGGAGCUGGCGGACUAUGAGGCGGAGAAUCUAGCGAGACUACAGAGGGCUUUUGCCAGAAAGUGGGAGUUCAUCUUCAUGCAGGCUGAGGCACAGGUCAAGAUCGACAGGAAAAAAGACAAAACGGAGAGAAAGAUUCUGGAUAGUCAAGAGAGAGCCUUCUGGGAUGUUCACCGUCCUGUGCCUGGGUGUGUCAACACCACAGAGAUGGACAUCAGGAAGUGUCGCCGUCUAAAGAAUCCUCAAAGAGUGAAAAAGUCAGUGUAUGGGAUUGUGGAUGACACACAGACUCAGAGUCCUGUACACACACCCUCACAGCAGAGCCACAAGGACACCAGAGAGGACGUAGAGAAAGAGAUUCUUUUCUUGAACACUCAGUUGGAUCGACACUGUAUGAAAGUGUCCAAAGUCGCUGAUACAUUGAUGAGUUACACUGAGCAGUAUCUUGACUAUGACCCAUUUGUGACAGUACCAGAUCCAUCUAACCCCUGGAUCGGUGAUGAUGUCACUUUCUGGGAGCUGGAGGCUAGUAAGGACCCGAGUCAACAGCGAGUAAAGAAGUGGGGCUUCUCGUUGGACGAGGCUUUAAAGGACCCAGUGGGCCGUGAGCAGUUCCUUAAAUUCUUGGAGUCCGAAUUCAGCUCCGAGAACCUCCUGUUCUGGUUGGGUGUGCAAGAUCUGAAGAGCCGCCCCCUGCAGGAAGUGCCAGCUCGUGCUCAGGAGAUCUGGGAAGAGUUUCUUGCAGAAGGAGCUCCCAAUGCCAUCAAUCUGGACUCGCACAGCUACGAGCGCACCAGUCAGAAUCUAAAAGACGCGGGCCGCUACAGCUUUGAAGAUGCCCAGGACCAUAUCUACAAACUGAUGAAGAGUGACAGCUACCCUCGUUUCCUGCGCUCCAGUGCUUACCAGGACCUCCUGCUGGCCAGAAAGAAGCCUGAGACUGAGCAAGGCCGCCGCACAUCCCUGGAGAAAUUCACUCGCACUGUGGGCAAGUCUCUGACAAGUAAACGCCUGACAGGCCUCAUGCAGUCCUCCUGACGAGUCCCGGCUGUUCAGAAGUCCAGACCCCUCCAGAGAAAUUGCAGUUUUUUGGGGUGGAAGCAUCGUGGCCACGGCGGGCCAUGUGUACGGACCACCCUCUCUCCAAAACCCACCGGUACACCGCACAGCUACCGACUCUAGAUGGCAGCAUGCAAUAAGUCCAAGAAAAUCUCCAAACGGCAACAGUGUCUAUUAAAUCAGCGACAGCACAGACUGCAUACAUGAAUGUCAGACUUCCCAGUACCAUCUAGAGAACCAUUAUACCUAUAACCAAACUGCAGAAAGGACAGGACUGUCUCGCUGGAUGUCCAUUUAAAAACGUUCACUGUCAGAGAAACAAGGUGUGCAGUAAUCAGUCCGGUACGUCAAUGUUUAAAUCUGAUGAAGCGAGGAUGUCUCAAAUCUUCAGAGCAUUCCAAAGCAGCGAAGAACGUGUCAAGGGCUUUCGGUGACUGUGGUUAAGGUUUCCACAGAACUUUUCUUGGUGUUGAACAGUCACUGAAUAUGAAGAAUGAAUGUGGAAGCGAAGGGGAUCAGAAAAGCACAUUGUUAUUACUCCUGCCAUUUUGAUGAAACUAGAAUUAUUUAUUCUGUGUCUACUGGAUGUGAUAUACUCCCCUAUUAGCACAUGAUAAUUCUAACUGAGAUGAGAAUGAUGUUGAUUGAUACCUUUUAGACUCAGUUUUAUUGAGGAAUUAAGAAAUACUGUGCUGGACAAUAAAAGUGUUAGUAGGAUGAGUCAGAGCUUUUGUGUGUGAGGAACACUGGAUGCCAGAGAUGCUUGGUCAGUGUGUUUCCUGAACAGCUUUAAUAACAAAUAACAACCUUAAAUGAUUUAGGAGCAUUUAUUGAGGCUCAUUUUACCACAUAAAAAUACUAAGUCAAUUAUUAGAUUGACAUGUAUGGGAUAAAAUGUAAAAAGUGAGAUAAAAAGACAUAAAUUAUACACAAAAUAUGACUAAAAUUAUUAUUAUUAAAGUGUAAAAAAUGAAUUAUGACUCAUAAUUUUACCUUUUUUCCCCAUAAUAUGAAAUUGGGCUUGGUUUGCUUUAAUGUAAGGGAUUGUAGAGUCAAUGUGCGUAGAAUGUGAGCGCUUCAUGUUGCUCGGUGUCGAUGUAGUGAUUAGUCUGAUGAUGAUUUGCUCUAAGCACAAAUAUCUGCAGAUCACAGCCCUUCACUCUUAACAUAUCAACAGUAGACAAUGUUUUUGUGGGAUUGCCAUCUAUUAGAAACAUAUUUUAGCAGCCAAUCUCCAUUGUUCCCUGAAGCAGCAUCACUGCCAAAGACACAGACUUCUCAUUUGGCCACAAGUUUAAAAGUUGGUCAAAUGGCAGAACGGAAAUGUGUUCUGUUAACAUUUCCUCUAAACAUUUUCAGGUAGUUGAUUUGACUCAUAACUGUACAUUAGGUUUAAAUUGAUUGUAUAGACUUUGCAGCAAUCCUGAAUAUGGAAGAUUAUAUGUAGAAUACUUAACGUGGAAUAUAACUUAGAGGCAGAGGUGCAAUAUUCAGCACAAAACUAUGCAUGGAAUAUUUCUAAAGACUUGUAUUGCCUUUAGGUUUUGUUUUUAUUUAAUUUUUUUUCAUUGACGGGAAAAAGAUGAGAACGCAAUAGGUCAAGAUAAUGGAAAGGAUGAAGUCCUGAAACCUUCAAUAAACCUUCAUUUGGAGAGCUCAAGAAUGCUCAUUUUUCUAUGCUCGGACUAUUUUGUCAUGUAUUUUUAGUUUAAACUGUGCGUGAUAGUCCAUUAAACAUCUAUUAAGUGUUUGUUGUGGCAUAUAAGGCUAUAUCAGAGAAUUGUGAUUCCUUGAGCUAAAUUUAACUCGUCAAAUGUUGUUGGGGUAGGAUUUCAUGAAACCGAUUGAAAUAUAGAGGAAAGGUGGAAAGGCUCGUCUAUUAAUGUGUAUGUGCUGCUCUCUAGUGGUAAGCAUGAGCGGUACAACCAAUUUCGUAAAAAAAACAAAAACAAAACAAAAAAAACAUGAAAUCAGACGAGCCUUGGAUUUAAUGAACUUUUUAUUACAUUAUAACAAGGAUAAGAAUAAGAAAAGGGCCUAAGACAUAACAAAAAACUAAGUACAAAACGAUUCUCGUGACUGGAAAGGAUUAAAAAGUAUUCAACAUUUGUGUUUGUAUUACAGGUGAUUAUAUACAAGAAAUGUCAUUGUAACAGGCCAUGACACAAAAUAAAUGGAAUGAUUAUCGUCCUUAUAACUCAAAACUGAGUUGUUCUACUCUUGGACUAGAAGAAAUCCGUUGGUAUUGAACGACCCUACACUACAUGUUGAAGCUGCAUGCUACUUAACUAUGUCGUCGCUUUUUAAAGGGGUUGUUCACCCAAAAAUGAAAAUUCUGUAAUUUACUCAACCUCAAGUUGUUCCAAAUCUGUACAAAUUUCUUUCUUCUGCCGAACACAAAAGAAAAUAUUUCGAAGAAUGUUAGUAACCAAACAGUUGAUAGGUCCCAUUAGCUUCCACAAUAGGCCAUCGAAAAUAAAAAUAGGCCAUGUAAGUUAAUGAGGUCCAUCAAUUGUUUGGUUACCGAACUUGAGGGAGAGUAAUUUAUGAAAAUUUCCCCAAAAAAUCAGCUGUCAGUUCUUUUUCAUUUUAUUCAGUCAUUUCUUUUCUUUUCUUUUUAUUCUAAACAAAAAUUAUAUUCCAAAGGUUUACCUGUGGUAGAUAAAGAAACUCUAAACAUUUAACAAGACUACUUUGAUUUUUGAACCUUUCUGAAGAAUCAUCUGCCAAAAAAAAAAAAAAAAAAAAAAAA
Molecule: messenger RNA, 4570 nt
Organism: Pimephales promelas (fathead minnow)
Lineage: Eukaryota; Metazoa; Chordata; Actinopteri; Cypriniformes; Leuciscidae
Source: RefSeq, a predicted model, not a curated record